This is a messenger RNA of Micromonas commoda, 786 nucleotides long. RefSeq lists its product with no specific name. NCBI's taxonomy places the organism in Eukaryota, Viridiplantae, Chlorophyta, Mamiellophyceae, Mamiellales, Mamiellaceae. The coding region runs from base 112 to 726 and encodes 204 amino acids. The transcript has a single exon. The record is from RefSeq and is a predicted model, not a curated record.
GCGAGGAGAUUGGCGUCGUCCUCGCGUCGGUGAGCGUGACCGGAGGACCUUGGGCAUCGAAGGUGGCGGGGGAAGCAUUCGGGGCAGGGCGGUGUUCGGGAUCUCGUCGGUAUGGGCCCUCCUCCGGGUCCGCCCGGGGGAGGGGCGAAAUUGAGGCGCGGUACCACGGGUAUAGCCAAACCCAAAAUCCCGGCGUUGCAGCAGCGACAGAGGCGGGCCUAUCACGACACUGGGUUGGGCAAGGGGAAGUCGACGGCAGCUACCAAGGAAUACGAGGGAACCAAGAACGCGCGGGCGAAGAAGGUGGCCAGGGAUGAGCGGAGGGACAGGGAACGGGCGCGGGCAAGGCUGGAGCGCGAUGCGGAUUUCGCGGAGAUGUCAGACACGAUGAUGGACUACCUCGAGGACGAGUUCACCUCGGUGUUUCUCGCCAUACUGUACGCGUUCUCCAUCGUAUUCUUCAUCUUGGCUAUCGUGAGCAGGUGGUACGGGAGCAGGAAACCAAUUUGGGGCUGGAUCAUAGGCUUGUCUGUGCCGUGGUUCAUGGUCACCACAGCGUACCUAAUCGAGCCGAGGAUGGAACGGUGGACCGUGGACGGGAUAACAAAGUUCUACUUCCGCCUGCAGGAACUGAGCAGGAGUGACGCGGCGACGGUGCACGAGACGUUGGAGAAGUGGUGGGAGUGGCGAAAGGUGCAAAAACCGCCGAGGGUGUUUGGCGUCUAACUCACUCGGGAGGGAGGCCCGAGCAGAAAUAGGAAAAGUUUUUUUAGAAAAUAGCGGAAC